Messenger RNA from Pantherophis guttatus, 5858 nucleotides. RefSeq names its product neuron derived neurotrophic factor (gene NDNF). Gene Ontology annotation, biological process: extracellular matrix organization. NCBI's taxonomy places the organism in Eukaryota, Metazoa, Chordata, Lepidosauria, Squamata, Colubridae. Gene Ontology annotation, molecular function: protein binding; heparin binding. The record is from RefSeq and is a predicted model, not a curated record.
CAUUGCUGGCCGUCGCUCUCGGGUUCCCAAGAGAUCCUCUCCCCUCCCAGCGCCAAUUUCGCCUCAGUCUCUCUCUCUUUUUUUCCCUUUGGAGAGUUUUCCUCGCUGGAAGAAUGGAAACAAUCUAACCAGCCUCCGCCUGCCCUCCUUCUGCCCGCUGAAAACAACACCAACACCAACAAAAAAAAGAACAAAAUCAAAGGAAACGAGCGGCCGAGUGCGACGCAAGUGGCGACGAGGGCUUCGGACUUGGGGGAAAGUCUAUUCGUUGCCUUGCCCUGCUGUUUCUUGGCAGGCAAGGAACUCCGGGCGAGCUCGGUGGUCCUUCGGAGCCGAGGCUCAUCGCCUGACGAACUUUGGGCAAGGUCGGCGCAGGCCAAACAAGGCUUGGCUCUUCAGGAUGCUCUUGAUAAGAUGCUCCAUAUUCUACCUCUUCCUUCUGCUACCAUUUAGCUCCUGGAUGCAGAAACUACCUACUAGAGAUGAAGAACUUUUUCAGAUGCAGAUCCAGGACAAAACCUUUUUUCAUGAUUCUUCAGUACUACCUGAUGGAGCAGAGAUCAGUAGUUAUCUCUUCAGAGGAACACCCAAACGGUUUUUUUUUGUGGUAGAGGAAGAUAAUACACCAUUUGCAGUUACAGUGACUCCUUGUGACACACCUUUGGAAUGGAAACUGAGUUUGCAAGACCUCCCUGAAGAGUCAAGUGGAGAAGGGUCAGGUGAACCCGAGCCACUUGAACAACAGAAUCAGCAGAUUAUUCGUGAAGAAGACACAGAGCUAUUUUCAUACAGAGGAAAUGAUGUUGAGUAUUUUGUAUCUUCUACUUCACCUUCUGGGUUAUACCAGUUAGAACUCUGGUCAACAGAAAAGGAUACAAACUUUAAAGUCUAUGCUAGUACAACUCCAGAGUCAGAUCAACCAUAUCCUGAACUACCUUAUGAUCCAAGAGUUGAUGUCACUUCUCUUGGUCGUACAACUGUCAGUUUGGCAUGGAAACCUAGCCCUACAGCUUCAGUAUUGAAACAGCCAAUACAAUAUUGUGUAGUCAUUAAUAAAGAACACAAUUUCAAAAGUCUCUGUGCUGUUGAGACUAAACAGACUGCUGAUGAUACAUUUAUGAAGGCUCCUAAACCUGGUCUGGAUUUUAGCCCUUUUGAUUUUGCCCAUUUUGGAUUUUCUUCCAACGGUAAUUCUGGGAAAGAACGCAGCUUCUUAAAACCAACACCAAAGCUUUAUUCAAAACUUUAUUCAAAGCCUAAGGUUGAUCUGGAAAAGAUAUGCAUUGGAAACAAGAAUAUAUUUACUGUAUCUGAACUGAAACCUGGUACACAGUACUAUUUUGAUAUAUUUGCUGUAAAUGUCAAUACAAAUAUGAGUACUGCCUAUGUUGGUACUUUUGCAAGAACUAAAGAAGAGGCCAAACAGAAGACAGUUGAUUUAAAAGAUGGGAAGAUUAUAGAUGUAUUUGUCAAGAGAAAAGGCACCAAAUUUUUGCGGUUUGCUCCUGUUUCGUCACAUCAAAAAGUUACAUUUUUUGUUCACUCAUGUCUCAAUGCCAUACAAAUGCAAAUUAAAAGAGAUGGAAAACUUCUGUUGUCUCAAAAUGUUGAGGGUGUCCAUCAGUUUCAACUUAGGGGAAAGCCAAAAGCCAAAUACCUCAUUCGACUGAAAGGAAAUAAGAAGGGAGCUUCCAUAUUGAAGUUUUUAGCCACAACAAGGCCCAAUAAGCAGUCAUUUCCAUCUCUUCCUGAAGAUACAAGAAUUAAAGCCUUUGAUAAACUUCGCACAUGUUCCUCAGUCACAGUGGCAUGGCUAGGUACACAAGAAAGAAACAAGUUUUGCAUCUACAAGAAAGAAGUAGAUGAUGAUUAUAAUGAGGAGAAAAAGAAAAGAGAACAAAAUCAGUGUCUGGGACCAGACUUGAGAAAAAAAUCAGAAAAAGUCCUCUGUAAGUAUUUUCACAGUCAAAACCUACAAAAAGCAGUUACCACAGAGACAAUUAAAGAUCUAAAGCCUGGCAAAUCCUAUGUUCUGGAUGUUUAUGUCAUAGGACAUGGUGGGUAUUCAGUCAAAUAUCAAAGCAAAUUAGUGAAAACAAGAAAAUUCUGUUAGGGAUCUUUUACAUAAAAAUCAGCAGAACCUUACUGGAUCAACUAACAUACAGAAUAGAAGUUGUAAACUGUAUUGGUAUUAUGUAUAGGAGAUAUUAACAUCUAUAUUUAUGUUUACAGAAAGACUGAGACUAGUGCUCUUCGUUGGUAUCUGACGGUUGCAUUAUCAUGCAUCUGGUGGUCUAUGUUUGAUGAUCAGUAAAUAAUCAAGAUAGCAGGGAAUAAUGAUGAACCUGCCCUUUUUGCUUCCAUAUUGCAUGAAGUGCUUCUAAAUUAUUUUAUCACAUCAAAGGCUGGCACAAAUCAUUCAGUAUAUAUUAGUCAUAGGCAAAGACAAGAACCAAAACUUCUAUCCAGUCUCUUUUCAUAGACUACGGUUUAUGUAACUUAUUUUACUGUCUUGUUUAAUAUGUCUAUGUUUCUAUGUUGUAAACUAUGAAAAAUCUUUUCCUGUUAAAAGCAUAGAUCUAAAUUAAAUAUUAACUGGGAUUUCCAGUUUUAUUGUUAAUAUAAAUUCCUAUCUGAAUUAAUUUUAAAUGCUUAAAAAGUGUAUGUAUUUCAUGUACAAAAUUGUAAGUCAUUAUAUUCCUGUAUAUAAAAUUAAAAUAUUAGAUUAUACAUUCGUAUUCAUAUUAAUGUUUCAUAUAUCUACAUAGCCAUAGCCAUAUACAUAAAUUUGUAUAAUUCUAAAUGUAUUUUGACCAUCUUUAAUUAGUAAUUAUCUGAACAUCAUUUAAUUGUUAGUAUAUUUCAAAUAUUUUUCGAUUUGUCAGAUCAAUCCUUUCAUUUCUAUAGAAACAAUAAGAUAAUCUACUUGUGCUUAAAAUGAAAGAAACUGAUAUGUAUGCCUUUUUCUUUUUAUUCAUGCUAAUAGCUUGGCCUAUUAUAUAGUAAGCAAAAUCCAAUGCAUAAUCAGGCUUUCUUACUUUUUACUGAUUCCUAUAUAUAUAUUUGCAUCAUCAUAAUUUUAUUUUGGAUUAUACCAUGUGACCUACAUAUUGAACACUUCAGAGAUACAAAUGAAAGAAAGGCAAAUAUGGAUUAUUAAUAAUGUUUAUUUUCUGCAUUUCCAUAGAAAUCAGAUUAAAAGUUAGAUCUUCAUCAAGCAGUUCCUUUUUUGUUUUCAUUUGUUUUCUGAAAACAAAGCAAUCAUAGCAAUUGUUGUCAAAGUAUUUUUUAAAACAGCAUAACAUUAGAAUUUACCCAGACAUUUCUAGCUUUAAAAUUUGAAGGCAGAACUGAAUGAAAUAUAUAGAAAGGUAAUAUUUUGUCUAGUGGCAGAUAAAAUCUGCAAAAGAUGCAAAGCUGAUUACAAUAAAGAAUAAUGUGGGUAUAGGUGUGAAAACACUUUUCUAGCCAAUUAGCCAAUUCCUGGCCAAUGGGCAGGACUGCCUUUGUAAUAAUACAAAAAUGAAUAUACGUGUGCAUAUACAUUGUGUGUGUGCAAGUGUGUUACACUUGUAACUUUCUAAGGAUCUAGUUUCCCUUUUUUUCAGAGAGUUUGGUAUCUCCUGCUUUUACUCUCAGAGCAGAAAGUCCAACUCAUUAUGGUACUUUAAUUAUAUAGCCACUUUUUUGGAGAUGAGCAGAAGCAAAAUGGGCAGACAAAGAAUUGGCAAGAAAUGGCAAGAAAAAUUAUACGUUUUCUUUGUGAUAUGUCCUCUUUAAUGCAGGCAGGACCAGAACUGGGAAAAGCAAAGUUUGGGCUCAGCAGAUUGCAACUAUAUCCCUAUUUCAUGGAGCUUUGGCAGUUCAUUCUAUAAAAAAAACUGUUUAACAAUAUCCAUUCACCACCCUACUCCAUGGUUUUCUGACUCUAUUUUUCUGGCAAUCAAAAUGUUGAUACGAUGGGAAGCUGUGUUAGAGAAGCACUUUGUAAAGCAUGUAAAUAAAAGCAGUUGACAUUUCCAACAACUUCCUGUCUGGUUGUGAAACCAUAGUCUGUAAUUUUGCAGCUGGAUCAUUUUUCCAAAUACACAAAUUCUCAUUUGAGUACAGUUAAACUUGUUUCUGAAAUAUUUCUGUAGAUAGCUGUAUGGUUAACAUUGUGUUUGAUUCAUUUUAUACUUCCAGAUGACUGAAGUUAGUGCAUAUUAUUCAGUCAUAUUAAAAUUAAAUAUCACAGACUUUACAGUAUAUCACAUGUUCAGAAUCUUUGUGACAUAGGUUUGGUAGGUAUCUAUGCAAGAAAGGUUGGAACAUUAUUUUAACUCCAAAUUUAAUAUAAUAAGGGAUCUGUUCAGCUCUAAAUGCAGAUUAAAAGAUCAAUGGAAGUAAAUGAGAAUAUGCAACAAUGCCUUCUAUUUCUUUCAUGUCCUUGUGGACACCUAUGUUUGGCCUGAAUCUAAGACUGGAACAAAACUAUAACAAAAAAUUAAAUGCAUAUGCCAUCUGAUGUCCAGUGACUGAAUAUUUAUGGAUGGAAUGACAUUUCUCAUAGCUUUUACAACUCUGUCAAACUUCUCAACUCUUUUGAAUAGAGACAAAAAAUGAUUUAAAAUUACACAUUCACUGUAAUAUAUAGCUUGACCUCUUAGGUAAACAAGUAACAUUUGUAAACUAGUGGGUUCACUUGGAAAUUUGAGAGUACCAUGAACCCUUAUUAAAUUAAAGGAAUUGAGAUUAUACCUAUUCACAUAAUGGUAGCUUUAGCCGCAAACCUAAUUCCAAACUAUUAAAAUGUAUGUUUUUGCCUUUUUAACCUUACACAAUGUUCUGUUUAAAAAUGUACAAAAUGUGGAAUAUAUUUUGUUUCAAAUUUGGAACAAAAUAGAUUCAUUUGAAACUUUUCAUCAAGAAGGAUUGAAUUGGCUGUGUUCUGAUGGAACAAUCCUCAAAAUAGCUUCAGUGUCUUGUUUUGACCUUGAAACAAAAUUUUCCAAAUGUACACAUUUUGUUUGGAGGCUGUAAUAUUCAAAAUGAUAAUUGUGAUUUAAAAAGUACAUUUGAAACUUGCAUUACUUAUAUAUUUAUCUGAACACUGUUCUCUCUAUUUCCCACCAGCUCCAUCUAUACAGUGGCAGCAUUCUUAACAGUUUUCCGUUAAAAUGCAAAAAGAAUUUCAUAGGGUUUUCCAAGAAAAUAUAUUAUAAACCUUAGCAUGUUAAUAUUAACAGAAGGUCCAUCUACCGGUAUGGAAAUUUAAUAAGGACAGAAAUAUGUCUUAGGAAUUAAGUUCAUUUAUGUAUGCUUUCAUUAAUUUCAUAUGUUCAUGCUGUUGUUAUUUGGGAUAAGCAAGACAAAGAGUAAAAAAUAAGUGAAGUAAAGAUUGAAAGGAAGAAAAAGAAAUAUAGCUAAAUUUAGUCUACAGCAAUACUAAUCAUUAAACUCCUCCAGAUUCUUGCGAGCCAUUGUGACUUUAAAUAUACCAAUACCAAUGUAAUGAAUUAAUACCAAUGUAAUACCAAUGUAUUCAUUACCUUUACAAAUUACAAUUUAUUCAUGGCUUAUUUUUUUCUUUAAAUAUUUGCCUCUUUUGUUUUAGUAUUAAUUCCAUAGAACCAUCACUUUCUUGGAUGGUCAAUUAUUAUUCAUAUGAACCUUCAUUUGAAUCGGUACAUUCCUAUAUUUUACUUUUUGUUAAUUGAUCUUCAGUCUCACUGCAUGACUGAAUUCUACCUCAAUGUACUUCUUUUGUACUGUAACUCAUUCAGUAUGCAUAAAUUCCUGAUUGUAUUUUUGUUCUACUGCACAGUUCUUAAAUAUCUAUUCAUAAUUAAUUAAACUUACUUUAAAAUUUCUCUCUA